Molecule: messenger RNA, 645 nt
Organism: Protomyces lactucae-debilis
Lineage: Eukaryota; Fungi; Ascomycota; Taphrinomycetes; Taphrinales; Protomycetaceae
Product: YGR208Wp-like protein
Exons: 1
Coding region: 1-645 (214 amino acids)
Biological process (GO): L-serine biosynthetic process; dephosphorylation
Cellular component (GO): cytoplasm
Molecular function (GO): L-phosphoserine phosphatase activity; magnesium ion binding
Source: RefSeq, a predicted model, not a curated record
AUGGACUCGACACUCAUCAACGAGGAAUGCAUUGAUUUAUUGGCAGAAUACGCUGGUGUCGGUGAUCAAGUAUCUGACAUUACACGCCGUGCCAUGAAUGGCGAACUAGACUUCUCUGCGUCUCUUGCAGCGCGCGUCGGUUUGCUCAAGGGACUCGAAGCGGAAAAGACCUUUGCUGCAAUUCGUGCACGUCUGACUUUUGCGAAAGGAGCACGCGCACUGUUGAGGGCAUUGAAGCGGAUGGGCUGUCGUACGGCAGUGUGUUCGGGUGGCUUUGUUCCGCUUGCUGCUUAUGUACAGAAGGAGCUCGGCAUUGACUACAUGUUUGCCAAUCAGCUGUCUGUGGAUGACCAAGGUAGGUUGACGGGCACAACAGAGGGUGAUAUUGUUCAUGGCGAGAGGAAGAGGGAGCUCUUGCUGCAGCUCCAACAGGAAGUUGGAUGUCGUAUUGAGCAGACUGUCGCAGUAGGCGAUGGAGCGAAUGACCUGCCUAUGCUCAAGACGGCUGGUCUUGGUGUUGCCAUUCAUGCGAAGGAGCUCGUUCAGCGGGAAAGCCCUGCACGGAUACGGUUCGGUGAGCUCGACUCGAUGCUAUAUCUGUUUGGUCUAUCUUCUGGCAAGGUAGUGGAGCUGUGUAGAGAAUAG